This is a messenger RNA of Batrachochytrium dendrobatidis JAM81, 306 nucleotides long. RefSeq lists its product as uncharacterized. The record is from RefSeq and is a predicted model, not a curated record. The coding region runs from base 1 to 306 and encodes 101 amino acids. The transcript is spliced from 2 exons. NCBI's taxonomy places the organism in Eukaryota, Fungi, Chytridiomycota, Chytridiomycetes, Rhizophydiales.
AUGUAUCUAAAGAAUCCAGCAAGUGGGUCAAUGAAAGUUAAAAUUACCAAGCAUUCAAUUAGAGUUGGAGAUCGUGUUCGGAUACUCAAAGAUGAUAACGGCAAUGUUCUUGGAAAGUCUUACAAAUAUUAUGAACUCAAGAGAGUUGAAGUAACGGAGACCUUUUUGAUUGAACCGAGACACAGAGAGCCGACAAUGACAAACAAGGAGCGUCGCAACAAGAGAGAAUUACAAGAACUGGCAAGAGUUCAAGGCCCAACCAAUAAAAAGACAAAGAAAUUUGGAGCAACUUAUUUUCUAAAGUAA